This is a messenger RNA of Coniosporium apollinis CBS 100218, 1839 nucleotides long. RefSeq lists its product as uncharacterized. Lineage: Eukaryota; Fungi; Ascomycota; Dothideomycetes. The coding region runs from base 1 to 1839 and encodes 612 amino acids. The record is from RefSeq and is a predicted model, not a curated record. The transcript has 2 exons.
AUGCCCAUGCCGGUUAAUUCCUACAACCUGAAAAAUGGCAUCCAAGCAGGCGUGAAGGGGAGCAGGCAUAGCUCUGGACCACCUAUAAGCAUCGUUGGAAACCGACUAUACCGCAAGCAACACACUCCCGAUACACCACCCGCAAAGCAGACCCCGAGAACACCUUUAGAUGAUGAUGACAUCCACUGCGAACCCAAAGGCUCGAGUGAUGAGGAGCUAGCGUCAGAUGACGCCGCCGCAGAGUUUGAGACAUACCACCCCACGCGAUCGCGCCAUGCUAAGAUUCAUCCACCACGAAAGAACCCCCCUCGAGUAUUGGUGCAGAAAGAACAGAGGUCAGACAAAAGAACCGACAAAAGAUCUGCUGAUGCGGAGGCUGCAGAGUCGAUGGUCGAGACGAAGGGCGAACAUGAGGGACAGGAUAACGGCUCACGCGAUGAAGGGAACGAUCGAAUGAACGAAUUCCAAUGGAGCCAAGAGAGCAAUGACAGGAAGAGGAAACGAGAAGUCUCAUAUCGUACUAAAAGCACCAAUAUCCAUGCGCUCCAGCCAAAGACAUCAUUGAAGAAGGAAAGAUCAGACAGCCCGGAGGAAUCAGAUAGCGCCAAGGGUCCGUCCGGAUGGAUAGCACCCCCGGUUGGAGCACGAAAGUCAGAGAAGCUUACGUUUAAGCGUCCUUCAGGUGCGGCUAAGAAGGAAUCUCAUGAAUCAGACAGCAGCGCGCACAGCUUCAAAGAUACGGCAAGCGCUGCAAAGUUUCGUAAACCUAAGAAGAACAAUACAAUCCCUAAAGAAGCUCCCUUUGUCCAGCCACGCGGUCAAUCAACGGCAGAUGGAAACGCUGCUUCCUCUGCAUUCAGAUUCCCCAGCGGGAUACCGACUCCAGACUCCUCCCUCGGCUCCCACCAGGAAAGAGAUGAUCGCGGCAAGAGGCGCAGUGCACGGACAGCCAAACGUCCUACCAAGGACGACAGGACACCCGUGCAAGACUUUAUAAUACCGACCUCACUCACAGGUGACAACAUCAAAACUCUUCUGAACGAAACGAGUCACAUGCUGGAGAAGCCAUAUCCUAAACCAGAUACAGGUCCGGAUCGACCCAGCUCUCCUCUUACCUCCGUCCCAGACUCUCCCAUUAUAUCCCCUGCAAAAUCCAUAGCAGAUCUCACCAAGCUAUCCGACGAGGACAAUGCUCCCGCUAUAUGCCCAAUGUGUCGUGAUCCCGUUGACCCGGACCUCCUUCGGUCCUGGACGGUAGGGAAACCUCGCAUGGCCCUCCGCGAACAGAUCCAAUUCUGCCGCGCCCACAAGCAGCAUGAAGCGGAACAGACUUGCAUCCAGCGCGGCUACCCCCCCAUCAACUGGGCUCGCUUACCUACCCGCAUGCGGCGACACAACGCAUUCAUCGAAAGUAUCCUGGAGCAACGCGUCCCCUCACACUUCCGCGACCGGCUAGCCGAGAAAGUCUCGAAAGGCGAAAAUAGAAGCCUGAUGCAAACGCUCAAGUCCGGCGCCUCCGAGACUCUGACCCCCGGGUAUUACGGGCCGAAGGGGGCGAGAGUCAUGAUGGACCACAUCACCAAGACCUUUUCGGCGGCGAUACGGACGAGAGCGGGGAGCGAUAGGCUGAUUGCAUCUGGGGGUGUUUCGGGCUACAUCCAAGCUGUGCUUGUGCCUGAGCUGGCGACGAGGCUUGUCAUGGAUGAUAUGGGUGUUGGUGAGGCGAGGGCGAGGGAGGUGCUUGCGGAGAGUAUUGAGAUUGGGGAGCUGCUUAAUGAGCAGGAGCAGGAUAGGGUUAAGGUUGAGGAUGACGAUGAGGAUGGUGGUAUGUACGAGUGA